Molecule: messenger RNA, 3177 nt
Organism: Exaiptasia diaphana
Lineage: Eukaryota; Metazoa; Cnidaria; Anthozoa; Actiniaria; Aiptasiidae
Product: coiled-coil domain-containing protein 73
Exons: 18
Coding region: 1-2685 (894 amino acids)
Source: RefSeq, a predicted model, not a curated record
AUGUCUGCGUCCGAAGAAACAGAGGAAAAAAUUGCUCCUGACGGUGAGAACGAGAACAAAAACGGCAACCUUGAAGACACUAAAAAAGAAAAUGACUUUGACGACGCCGAAAAUUUUGGGGAAACAUAUUCUAAUGAAGCAGAAAACAAGGUUGAGUUGAGCGACAAAAAUCCAGUCAAUGAUGAUUUCAAUGAAGUAAACUUAUCAUCUACGAUCAAAACUGAAACAAUAGAACCACCUGAUACUAAGAACAGCCCGGAAAAGGAGUCUUCUGAAAAUAACAAUAUUGAUACUGCGAUAGAGGUUCCAGAAAUCAAUUCAAAGGCUAAAGAAGAAAAAGGAAACUCUGAAAUAGAAGCAACGGCAAGAAAUUUCAAAAACAGCUUUUUUGAAGUUGUUGAAGAAUUGAAGCUGCGUAAAACCCUUGAUUCAGAAAAUGAAGCACGAAUCACAAGUUUGAUGACGGAGAAAAAUGAAAUGCAUCGCCAAUGGGACGAAGAAGUGUCCAGGAAUGGCUCUUUGAGAGAUAUGUAUGAGAAACGCGAGGUAGACGUGGCAAAACAGUUUGAAGAAAAGCUUCGGCAGUUUGAAACGAAUAAGGCCAAGYAUGAGGUUUCACAGCAAUGCAGUGACAAAGAAAUUGUCCAGUUGAAAGAAGAAAUAAGAGUUCUUCGGCUAGCGAAGCACAAUAUCGAAAAAAGAGCCAGUGAUCUGGAAAGAGAACUUCACCUMCACACAAUCGCUCGCGAAAAUCAUGUGAAACAGCUGGCAGAGAUAGAGAAGAAACAGCGCGAGGCAUUUAAACAAGCCGAUGAUAUUCUUGGACUUUUAGAUGAGGUCGAGAGAAAUGUGGGAGCUGCAAAUCGUCUUCACCGAAAACUUACAUACAGCAAUGAGCACCAAAACUGCCAGCUCAAUGCUUGCAAGCAGAGCUUGGAGGAAAAACAGAAAGAGCUGGCACAUUUUAAAGUUAUCAUGGAAAAUCAUAAAGCAUUGUUGUCUACUUAUGAAAGCAGCAACCGAACAAAUGAUAACAGUGAAAAGGAAUUGAAAAUGCAAACAGAACUCUGUCGUCAACUUCAAAGUCUCCUUGAUGAAGCAAAAGAAGAAAAUAAAAACCUGUUGGAAUCGUUAAAGGAAGCACAGACACUGGUUGAUAGACAUGUCGACGCCGUAAAGAAGCAUUCAGAACUAGAGGCCAUGGCCCAUUUUGAAUUAGAUGAAGUCAAGUCAGAGUGCGAGGAAUUUAAAAACCAGUUACAAGAAGCCAUAAAAUCAWACAAGAAGCUACUGGAAGAAAUGGAAGAAAAACGAGAAGCAUGGAAUUCUGAGAAAGAAGAAAAGGACAGACAUUUGAAUGAAGUUAAAGAACAAUUAGAUGCACUAGCUCUUGCACAAAACUCUUUAGAAGAAACUAAUGGUAAACUGUCCGAACAGAAAGAACAACUAAUCAGUGAGAUAGACGACAUGCGCGCUAACAUCCAGAAAAGUAGCGAAGACUUUAACGAAACGAAGAAUCAKUUGUUAAAACAAAUUGAAGACAAAGAUUUUGAGAUAAGAGAUCUAGCCUCUAAACUAACAAAAGAACAGAGCGAAGGUGCCGCUCAAUCAAGUGCUUGUCAACAGUGGAAAGAAAAAUAUAUUGAGAUGGAGGAGAACUUGAAAGAAUCUUCAGGAGCAUUGUCAGAAGUGCAAAAAGACAACUUUGAUUUGAAAGAAACAAAUAUGCUUCUUGAGAAGCGAAUUUGUACAUUCGAGGAUGAGGUAGUAAACCUCAGAUUGCAAUUGGAUGAUGCCAAAAGUCAGACUGAGUCUCAAUCAAAAAGCGCAUUACAGUGGAAAGACAAGGUACUAGAGUUGGAAGGCAAACUAAAGGAGCAGAUGGUAGCCUUAGAAGAAAAAAAGAAAGUUGUUAUCGAGUCUUUUACUCAAACUGAGGAUGGGUUGGUCAAAGAGACUUUACAAAAGAUAAYUCCUAUCRAAAACGACGAACCAAUGCAGGUUUUACAAACCGUUAAUGAAACGAAUGAACCAUUGAGUUCCACUCCAUCAAACAACCURCAAAGUGAUCAAAUGCAAGUAAUAGAUAUACACAGCGAAAAGGAAGAUUCCUCCUCAAAUACAAAUCUCAAUGAAACAAUGGAGAAUGACACUGGAGGUACCACAUCUGACAACUCAGCGAACCACUGCAUCAAACAGUCACAUUUACCUAUCUCCGGAACAGAUGAAGAUAAAACGAAUGAACAAGAGUCAACAAUUGAUAGCGGCAUUACGUAUACCAUGAAUGCACAAUCCUGUGAAGCCCACUUAGUCAGCGAAAMGCAAGAUGCUGUUACAGAAGAGACCACGGUACUUAAGAGUUGCCUUAGUAAAAGACCUAGAGCUGAAGGUCCUCCUAAAAAGAGAGUUCGCUUCAACAUAUCCGAUAAACAAUCAUCCAUAGCUCUGCCUGAGAAAACUGAAGAAACUGCGCCUGUUGUUGUGCAGCUGGAAAUGAUCAGUGAAGAAGACGGCGAGACUGAUGAUUCCUUGACUCUAAAUGACUGSCAAGAGCUUUUUUCAGACGAAGAUGAUGAAAUCACCGUUGUGAAAUUCAAUGAAAUUGGAAAACAAAUCAGCCAAGUGCAGCACUUCCUUGACAGCGMACGACUGAAAACGAUCAAGAGACGUAAAAUCCAUUCGUAAAAAUAUUGAAAUGYAUGAAUAUUUGUAUUCAAUUUCAAUUAGACUUGUCAAUAUAAAMGUUUUCCUACGUUGUGCAUGUUAUUCUGAUAAACGAAUCAAUUAAAAAUGACACUCACCCUAUUAGGACAUUGUUCAAGUGCGCAAAACACAAGGUCUACGUUGGCUGGGAUGGAGAUCAUGAAUCAGAAGCACAUACAAAAAAAAUGGGAGUGAUCACUCAAUGUUUGGGGAGAUCAUGGAUCAAAUUCAAAAUAACAUUUAUUAGGAUCAGAGAAGAAAAUUCUUGCCUCAAAAAMCUGAUCACGAUUCCUUUUCUUGACAACAGAAAUGCAAAAACAAAAAGUCACUUCCAUGUGGCUUUGAUGGAAAAAAAGAAAAAAAUCCUACUGGAUAUUAAUGUUGCCAAGAAAACCAGACUUUAUGUAAAGCCAUGACAAACCCGUGUUUUGCAUUUUUGCUAAAUAUGAGGAAGGCUUGAACUGUUUAAAUAAA